UUGCACCGAACACGAUUUGUAGGCGUAAAAAAUAUUCGGUUACAAAGAAACGACAUAUUUACUGUUCCCUUGUUUGUUCAUCGUCGGAAUAAUAACAUGUCUCUCUCUGCGGUGUUUAUACUUGAUAUGAAGGGAAAGGUCUUGAUUUCCCGUAAUUACCGUGGUGAUGUGGACAUGUCAGUUAUUGAUAAAUUUAUGCCUAUUUUGAUGGACAUGGAGGAAGAAGGCCAGGUAUCCCCAAUUGUUGUACAUGGGGAAACAACAUUUAUGUUUAUACAAUACAACAACUUAUACUUGGUGUCAACAACCAGAAAGAAUGCUAAUGUCUGCAUGGUGUUUACAAUUUUACACAAACUUGUAGAAGUAUUUCUUGAAUAUUUUAAAGAACUAGAAGAGGAAAGUAUUCGUGAUAAUUUUGUUCUUAUUUAUGAAUUAUUGGAUGAGUUGAUUGAUUUUGGGUAUCCACAGACAACUGACAGUAAAAUAUUACAAGAAUAUAUAACCCAGGAGGGUCAAAGGUUAGAAAUAGCACCUAGACCACCAAUGGCGGUCACUAAUGCUGUAUCGUGGCGUUCAGAGGGAAUCAAAUACAGGAAAAACGAAGUCUUCUUAGAUGUGGUUGAAUCUGUUAAUUUAUUGGUGAGUGCUAAUGGCAAUGUGUUACGUAGUGAGAUAGUUGGUGCAGUCAAGAUGAGAGUGUUCCUCAGUGGUAUGCCGGAACUCAGACUAGGACUCAAUGAUAAAAUAUUAUUUGAAAACACAGGAAGGACUAAGAGUAAAUCAGUGGAGCUGGAAGAUGUCAAGUUUCACCAAUGUGUACGGUUAUCAAGAUUUGAAAAUGAUAGAACGAUUUCUUUUAUUCCACCUGAUGGUGAAUUUGAGUUAAUGUCAUAUAGACUGAACACGCAUGUAAAACCACUGAUUUGGAUUGAAUCUGUUAUAGAGCGUCAUUCACAUAGCAGGGUAGAAUACAUGAUUAAAGCUAAAAGUCAAUUCAAGCGACGUUCCACUGCAAAUAACGUAGAGAUCAUCAUACCAGUACCAAGCGAUGCUGAUUCACCUAAAUUUAAAACCACAAUUGGUAGUUGUAAAUAUAUUCCAGAGAUGAGUGCAGUUCUUUGGAAUGUCAAGUCAUUCCCUGGAGGUAAAGAAUAUCUGAUGAGAGCACAUUUUAGUUUACCCAGUGUCGAAGCUGAGAAAAAGGAAGGGACACCCCCUAUUCAAUGUCGAUUUGAAAUUCCAUAUUUCACUACCUCUGGUAUUCAGGUUCGCUAUUUGAAGAUUAUUGAGAAGUCGGGCUACCAAGCAUUGCCGUGGGUACGGUACAUAACACAGAAUGGGGACUAUCAAAUUAGAACUCAUUAAACAUGUAAACAUACAAAACAUAUCUUUCCACACAGUGUACGUCUGCGGCCAACAGUUGCAUUGCCGAAACGUUUUUUUAGUACAAACAUUCGAAAAUCAAGAUGACAUUAAUUAUGGUUCAUAGAGAUGCCUUCUACUGUUUAGCACCUUUGCUGUAAGUACUCACCUGUACAGGAUACUUCACAUGAUAAUAAACUCUGUCGCCCCUACUUUAUUUUUGGUAUGGCCCAGUGCCACUUAAUAUAGCAUGGGUGAAUCUAUUCUAGUCCCAGAAUUGAGGGGAGAGUAGGUUACAUUUUUUGACAGGUUAUUUUUGCAUCGUCCUGAUACCAAGAGUAGAAUUCAGUUAAUGAAUGAUUGUGUGUCGCACAAAAAACUCAGUCUUGUUCAGUGUAUUUAAGUUAUCUGCCUUUAUAUUUGUAUUCGUUCAAUACUCUGUAAGUUGUAUCCUUAUUGCCCAAAAGAAUAUCACAGUAAUUUUGUACCAGUUAGCGAAAAAUUUUUGUUGCCAAAAGCUGUUUAGUUUUAAUGUAAAAAAAAAUGUCUUUUCUAUGCAGAGGUACAUGUACUACCAUACUAGAAGUACUGUAAAAUGACUAAUUUUCGCUGGGUUUAAAUUUCGCUGAUUUACCAUUUCAGGAAUAUUUAGAGGGUUUUAAAUUCACCGUUUUAUCAUUUCGAUAAUGUGUUCUAUGCUAAAUUUGGGUUUUAAUUUAGCGCAUUUUCCAGUCAGCGAAAUAAGCAAAAUUAAAACCCAGUGAAUAAUUAACCCCUUUACAGUAUUUGUCGUCUAAUGCUUUGCAACUUUGACAACUUUUCCAUUAUACAUGUAAAACAAAUGUCCACUCUUUGUCGCAGAGUUUGUGUACUUUGUAUAUCAUGAAUUAAAGUUGUACUCCAAAAUCAUACAUAGAACUUUAUUGAAUUACUGCAGCCUGCUGUACUUUAGAGCAAAAGCAGAUCUUUGGAACCAAUAUUCAAUAGCGCUAGCAAAAGAAAAGUUCAAAUGUAUUAAAAUUUGAACGUUUAUUUUACCCAGUAUACAUUUUCCACAAUUCACACAUGAUUCAGAUUCCCAAAUAUUUUACACCAAUGAAGCUCUAUGGUUGCUCACAGAGUGAAACUUAUUUGUGAUAACAAAGCAAACAUGGCCAUGCGUGGCACACACAAACUUACCAGUGAACCAUGAAUAAAAAUGUAGCUUCUGAAAUUUUCAUCUUCAUUUUCCCCCUGUUCGUGUGAAAAACCCAUCAAUGUCAUUCAAAACUGAUUAUAAUUAUCUAUGUGAAAGCGUUUUUCAAAAACACAUUUUACUGCUUAUUUGACACUGUGAUGUUGUAAUAUUUUAUUGAUAAGAACAAGAAUUAAGAAAUUUGAAUAUAUGUAUGCUGUUGGUUAUGGAUUGCAUUGAAAAAAAAAACAUAACAUAGUAAAAAAAAGUUUAAUAGUCAAUAAAAAUAUACAGUAUAAUA
Saccoglossus kowalevskii is the source of this 2837-nucleotide messenger RNA. Its product is annotated as AP-1 complex subunit mu-1. Gene Ontology annotation, biological process: vesicle-mediated transport; intracellular protein transport. Gene Ontology annotation, cellular component: clathrin adaptor complex. The record is from RefSeq and is a predicted model, not a curated record. NCBI's taxonomy places the organism in Eukaryota, Metazoa, Hemichordata, Enteropneusta, Harrimaniidae.